AACAGUCAAAAGUGGUAGAGCCAAUUGUGUAUUCUCUCCCACUGUAAAACCCUCACUCCGGCAGCCGCCGCAUAUUUCAAAACCCUAAAUCUCUCUCUAUCUCUCGUUUCACGACGGCCGCCAUGGAAGAGGUCUGCGAGGGCAAGGACUUCUCCUUCCCAAAGCAAGAGGAGAAGAUUCUCCAAUACUGGUCCAAUAUCAAAGCCUUCGAGACUCAAUUGUCCCUCACCGAGCACCUCCCCGAGUACGUCUUCUACGACGGCCCGCCCUUCGCCACCGGCCUCCCUCACUACGGCCACAUCCUCGCCGGCACCAUCAAGGACAUCAUCACCCGCUACCAGUCCAUGACCGGCCACCACGUCACGCGCCGCUUCGGCUGGGACUGCCACGGCCUCCCGGUAGAGAACGAGAUUGACAAGAGGCUGAACAUCACGCGCCGCGAGCAGGUUCUGGAAAUGGGGAUCGGCAAGUACAACGAGGAGUGCCGCAGCAUCGUGACGAGGUACGUGGAGGAUUGGGAGAAGAUUAUAACUCGCACUGGGCGGUGGAUCGAUUUUCGGAACGAUUACAAGACUAUGGACUUGAAGUUUAUGGAGAGUGUGUGGUGGGUUUUCGCCCAGAUUUAUAAGAAGGAUCUUGUUUACAAGGGCUUCAAGGUCAUGCCGUUCAGCACUGGUUGCAAGACACCGCUUUCGAAUUUCGAGGCGAAUCAAGAUUACAGGGAUGUUCCUGAUCCUGAAGUUAUGGUGGCUUUUCCAAUUAUUGGUGACUCUGAUGAGGCAAGUUUUGUGGCUUGGACAACUACUCCGUGGACCCUUCCCAGCCAUCUAGCACUCUGUGUCAAUGCAAAUUUGACCUAUUUGAAGGUUCGCGGCAAGUACACAAAAAAAGUAUAUGUCGUUGCUGAGUCUCGGUUGUCUGCUCUUCCUAAUGAUAAACCAAGAGAAAGUUUACCAAAUGGGUCUGUAAAAAAGGAAGCAGUCGACAAAUCAUAUGAGGUCCUGCAGAAAAUGUCAGGGGCUUCUUUAGUGGGCGCAAAGUAUGAACCACCAUUUGACUACUUUAAGGAGUUAACUGAUGUUGCAUUUAGAGUUGUUGCGGAUGAUUAUGUCACUGAUGACAGUGGUACUGGAAUUGUCCACUGUGCUCCUUCAUUUGGUGAAGACGAUUAUCGAGUAUGCCUUGAAAAUAAUGUUAUCAGUAAGGGAGAGACCUUGAUUGUAGCAGUUGAUGAAGAUGGAUGCUUUACUGAAAAAAUUACCGACUUCAGCAAGCGCUAUGUCAAAGAUGCAGAUAAAGAUAUUAUUGAUGCACUGAAGAGGAAAGGAAGGCUUGUAAAGUCUGGAACAUAUAUGCAUUCUUAUCCUCAUUGCCCAAGAUCGAAAACUCCACUUAUUCAAAGAGCUGUUCCAAGUUGGUUUAUCCGUGUGGAGCUGUUGAAAGAAAAAUUGUUAGAGAACAACAAGCAGACAUACUGGGUUCCAGAUUUUGUAAAGGAAAAACGAUUCCACAAUUGGCUAGAAAAUGCCAGAGAUUGGGCGGUUAGUCGAAGUAGAUUUUGGGGAACUCCUCUCCCCGUGUGGAUUAGUGAGGAUGGUGAGGAAAGAGUAAUUAUGGAGUCCAUUGAGAUGCUCGAAAAGCUUUCUGGUGUUAAGGUUUUUGAUCUUCACCGGCACAAUAUUGAUCAUAUCACUGUUCCAUCAAGCCGUGGUCCUCAAUUUGGUGUUCUUCGACGUAUUGAUGAUGUGUUUGAUUGUUGGUUCGAGAGUGGUUCCAUGCCUUAUGCAUAUAUCCACUAUCCUUUUGAAAACGUUGAACUUUUUGAGAAAAACUUUCCUGGAAAUUUUGUGGCUGAAGGGCUGGAUCAGACUCGUGGAUGGUUUUACACUUUAAUGGUGUUAUCUACUGCAUUAUUUGAGAAACCUGCCUUUCAGAAUCUCAUCUGCAAUGGACUUGUACUUGCUGAGGAUGGAAAGAAAAUGAGUAAAAGUCUGAAAAAUUAUCCUCCACCAACUGAUGUUAUCGAUCAGUAUGGAGCUGAUGCAGUACGGUUAUACCUAAUUAACUCUCCUGUUGUACGUGCGGAGCCAUUACGUUUCAAGAAGGAAGGAGUUUAUGGUGUUGUCAAGGACGUAUUUCUUCCAUGGUACAAUGCAUAUAGGUUUCUUGUCCAGAAUGCAAAAAGACUCGAGGUUGAAGGGUUUGCCCCUUUUGUGCCUAUUGAUCAAGCGACUCUACAAGAGUCAUCUAAUGUGCUUGACCAGUGGAUCAAUUCGGCCACACAGAGUCUUGUGUAUUUUGUCCGUCAGGAGAUGAAUGGUUAUAGACUUUAUACGGUGGUUCCAUACCUUUUGAAAUUUCUCGACAACUUGACAAAUAUCUAUGUGAGGUGCAAUCGCAAGAGGUUGAAGGGGCGUACAGGUGAAGAAGAUUGUAGGGUGGCGCUGUCAACACUUUACAAUGUACUUUUGGUAUCAUGUAAAGCGAUGGCCCCAUUAACACCAUUUUUCACCGAGGUCCUUUUUCAAAACAUGAGGAAAGUUUCCAACGCAGUGGAGGAAAGCAUUCAUCACUGCAGCUUCCCCGAAGCAGAAGGCAAGAGGGAUGAACGUAUCGAGCAAAGUGUUUCAAGGAUGAUGACAAUAAUUGAUCUGGCCCGUAAUAUUCGUGAGAGACAUAAUAAACCUCUUAAAACGCCCCUCAGGGAGAUGGUUAUUGUUCAUCCUGAUCUGGACUUUCUUGAUGAUAUUGCUGGAAAGCUGAAAGAGUAUGUGCUGGAGGAACUUAAUGUGCGAUCUCUUAUUCCAUGUAAUGAUACAUUGAAGUAUGCCUCAUUACGUGCAGAGCCCGAUUUUAGCGUUCUGGGUAAGCGGCUAGGAAAACAUAUGGGAGUUGUUGCUAAAGAAGUCAAGGCAAUGUCGCAGGAAAGCAUUUUAGCAUUUGAGAAAUCUGGAGAAGUUACUCUUUCUGGUCAUUGCUUAAAGCUGACUGACAUCAAGGUUGUUAGGGAUUUCAAGCGUCCUGAUGGCGCUAUAGAAACCGAAGUUGAUGCAACAGGAGAUGGUGAUGUGUUGGUGAUUUUGGAUUUACGUCCGGAUGAGUCGUUGUUUGAUGCUGGUGUUGCUCGAGAGAUUAUCAACAGAAUCCAGAAGUUAAGAAAGAAAUCGGCUCUAGAACCUACUGACUUGGUGGAAGUCUACUUUGACUCUUUGGAUAAAGAGGAUAAGGAUAAAGCAGUUUCACAGAGGAUUUUGCAAUCACAGGGACAAUACAUUAAGGAUGCCAUUGGUUCGCCGUUGCUUCCUGCUAGUGUGAUGCCAUCACAUGCUGUCCUCGUUGGGGAAGAGAGUUUUCAUGGGAUCUCUGGCAUUUCAUUUGAUAUCAAACUGGCCAGGCCUGCUUUAGUGUUCAACUCAGAUGCUAUUGUUGCUUUAUAUUCGGGAAACUCAGAAUUCUCGAGGUGUCUGCAAACUUACUUAUUGUCAAGGGAUCAUGGAAAUCUAAAGACUGAGUUUCAACAGGGAAACGGAAAGAUAACUGUUGACUGCAUCGAAAAUGUGCCUGUCGUGACUUUGGUGUUGAGGCAACACGUGUAUUUGACUGUUGGGGAGUUCUUUUGUAGAACCAACUCGCUGUAGACGAUUCUCUAGGGCCUUAUUGGAGUUUUACCGUGCGCUAACUCUCUCUAAACGCCAUCUCUCUCAUAGUCCCUUCCCUCUUCCAAUUCACCACCGACGCAUUUGUGGCAUUGGUGACGACUUCGUUGCUGGAGUCUCCAAGAGUUUUUGAAUCUGCUAUCGAUUCAGGACAAAGCUUUGGAGGACGACAACGAGACCUCGAAGCUUCCAUCACCGAGAUCUCAAAGCUUGCUUUGAAUGGUUUAUGGAGAAAGAUCGCUUCUUUGUGGGUAGAAGGGUUUCUGAGUCCGAAUCUGGUGAGGCUACGUCUUCUGCAUGUAAGGUGGAGCUGUCUGGUAAUUGCUUGAGGUAUCUUGGAUUUGGAUUACAAUGGUUGUUAUUAGGCUUAGUUUGCAUUCAGAGUGACAUUCAUGAAUUACAUGAAGGCUCGAGUUCGUGGUUUUAGGUGACAACUGACAAGUAUGUGAC
Argentina anserina (silverweed cinquefoil) is the source of this 4106-nucleotide messenger RNA. RefSeq names its product isoleucine--tRNA ligase, cytoplasmic. NCBI's taxonomy places the organism in Eukaryota, Viridiplantae, Streptophyta, Magnoliopsida, Rosales, Rosaceae. The record is from RefSeq and is a predicted model, not a curated record. The transcript is spliced from 28 exons. Gene Ontology annotation, biological process: isoleucyl-tRNA aminoacylation. Bases 123 to 3638 code for a protein of 1171 amino acids. Gene Ontology annotation, molecular function: tRNA binding; ATP binding; isoleucine-tRNA ligase activity.